CGCACAGAGCGCAGAGAGGCGCCCCACCAUCGUCUUUGCGUCAGCCGUCCUCACACAACACAGCACCAGCCCUCGCAGCAUCCGCAUCUCACGGCCGGGAGGACCAGGAGCACAUCUUCAUCAUUCCACAACUGCGGACCACCGUCUACACACCGCCGACACCAGGCGUAUUCAUCCAUCGUUUGCCUCUUGCCUCGGCUCGGAUUAUACUUUGUCGUAUUUCUAAUUCUCCGAGAUGCUUUUAUGUUUUGUUCGCGUUUUAUAAGGAAAACACGGAUUCAGGACGGGAAGCAUCAUCUCUACGGCGCAAUUCAUUUCUCAUACAGCCUGAGAUCUGUGGCCAUCUGGAGGUGCAGACAGGGAGCUGAAAAACAACAGAGACUGUUUUGGUUGGGGUGGUCAUUAUCCCAGCAGAGAGCAGUUAUUAGGACAAUCUCCUCCAAGGCUUUAGAUGCCCAGUGGCUGCCUGUAGCCCAGGACCCCCAGCUCCCAGAAGCACUGAGGUUUUGAGACCCUCAGGAAGUCCCCUGGCAGACAUCAUUCGAACCCAGUGCGGCUAAAGCCCCUGGACACCCCUCCACACUCACAAUGGGAACCGUGCUGUCUUUGUCACCUAGCUACAGAAAGGCGGCUCUCUUUGAGGAUGGACCGGCCACUGUGGGCCACUACACAGCUGUUCAGAACAGCAAGAAUGCCAAAGACAAGAACCUGAAGCGCCACUCGCUCAUCAAUGUGCUCCCAUGGAAGCGGAUUGUAGCAGUGUCAGCCAAGAAGAAAGGCUCCAAGAAGGUGCAGCCUAAUGGCACCUACCAGAACAAUGUCACCCACUUGAACAAUGAAAACCUGAAGAAGUCGCAGUCAUGCGCCAACCUGUCCACCUUCAACCAGGAUCAGAGCACUCCAGCGGUCACCAAGAACUCAAACAACACAGCAUCGUCUGUCAAGAAGGCCCCACUGAUCAGCUCCAAUGUGGCCCCUGGGACUCCAAAAAGAGUUAUUGUUCAGGCCUCCACCAGUGAGUUGCUGCGCUGCCUCGGGGAGUUUCUUUGCCGGCGUUGUUACCGGCUGAAACACCUGUCGCCUACCGACCCAGUGCUGUGGCUGCGCAGUGUGGACCGCUCCCUGCUGCUCCAAGGAUGGCAGGACCAGGGAUUCAUCACCCCCGCCAACGUGGUCUUUGUCUACAUGCUGUGCCGUGACGUGGUCUCCUCUGAGGUGGCCACGGAGCAUGAGUUGCAAGCCGUGCUGCUCACCUGCCUCUACUUGUCUUACUCCUACAUGGGCAAUGAGAUCUCCUACCCUCUCAAGCCCUUCUUGGUGGAAAGCUCCAAGGAGACCUUCUGGGACCGCUGCCUGUCUAUCAUCAACCUGAUGAGUGCAAAGAUGCUGCAGAUCAACUCCGACCCGCACUACUUCACUCAGGUGUUUGCUGACCUGAAGAACGAGAGCCAGAAGGAGGAGGAGAGGAGCCGCCUGCUCAUUGGCCUGGACCGGAGGGUGAGGGCCAUCGCCUGACUGGCUUUCUUCAUGCAUCAUGGAUGAACAGACAUCCCAGGCUGCAAACCCUGGCUCUCAGAAUGCCAACACCCACAUCCCCUCCAUUCAUACGGAUACGAAUGGACACUUUUUCUGCAAUGCAUAUCUGACUAUCUAUGGGAAGAACAGCAGGGGGGCCACCAGUGCUGGAUCCAUAUUUUUGUGGCUUUCUGUUUGUGGCUCUGCAUCAGAACAACAGUUGACUGGAUGGACAAUGAGAAAACAUGUGGGACUUUUGAUUAAUUAAAACAUGACAGCCAGAGGAUGUAUGGCCAGUGAUAAGUGGUCAUAUUGUGUUUGUUCAGAAAAACUGACUUUAUAUUCAUCUAGACAAAGAUAAAACAAGUUAAUGGAUGUUUGACUCCCCAAAGGCUUAAACCUAUGGGGGUUUAUUCAUUGCUUUUCUGAAACAGGCUUUCUUGUUUUUAUUUAUUUAUUUAUUUUUUACUUAGAAAUGUAAUGUUUUGCACGUGUGCCAUGAAUUUAUCAGAGUUCCCGGGAGGGCAGGAGCAAUUUUCCUUCAUUUUCUUUUUUACUUGAUUUGUAAACUAACUGCAUCUGCAUUAGGGAAUGCUGUGAACAAAGUGACAUUAGUUUAUUUAGCUGUGCUUGCUAAAAUAGGCUAUUUGUUUACCAGGGAAAUUCUUUUUGUACUUUUGUCAGUAGGUUGUGUUGCAACCACUAUGGAAUGAUGUUUGAUUUUGUGCUUAUGAUUCAGCAUAGAAAAUGUUAAAACCGUGCCAUAUCUUCAAUGAAAAUUCCACAGAUCUGAGAACAUGGAAUACUCUACUGUCUGUCCAGUUGUUGAAUGAUGGGGUGGAUUUUCAUCUGCUAAGAACUGCUCACUCACACCUAAUAUAUUCCUAUUUACAUAUGUAUUAUUUAGGCACAUUUAAUGUAAAUGAAAAUCAUGAUGAGAAACGCUGAGAAGGGAAGGAAUGAAGAGGGCAGGUUUCUGGUGUAGCCGGUGUGAUUACUUUUGGUGGGAAUGAUGAUUGAUCUGGUUUAUGCAAAUUAAAGUUGCAGGGAUUUAUCACUAUCUAAUUAAAGGCCCCUCAACCAAAACCAAUGUUAAAUCUGACCAUCACCAAAGUGACAUCAUCAAGGACACCCUGACAGAACAAACCAUCCUUUUACUUUUUGUUCAGUAUGAGGAGCUAACCCGGCCUGCUGUCUCGCAUAUCACAAAGAGAAAGUACACACGUUUUUCAAGGGAAAUAAAUGAACUGUGGUACUUGUUCAUCAUCACUGCAGAAAGCCCAGCUUACCUUGGAGAUAAUCCAUCAGCAUCUGUUCUGUGCAAAUCAAAUGUGAGGUGACAAACAGGCUGGAGGAGAUGAGGUGACCUUGACAGGAAUAAUUACAUUUUCAAACAGAGAAACCACAAGACUAAAAUAACAUGCUGCAGUGUGCAAUGGGAAUACCAUGGCAACCAAACCAGAAAACAUGCAUAACAACCAAGAUAUGUGGCUUUUCAUUUUCAUAAGAGAAUUGCUGAAGCGAUACUCAACAGCUCUUCGCUGCCUCCAGUGACUGCAAUCACUGGAUAAGCUACAGUAUUUCCACGCAGAAAUGUAAGAGAAGUUUAUUUACGGGUUUUAAAAUCUCAUUUCAAUACAAAGUGUGUGCACUCUUUUCUUUGCAGCAGUGUUCUGAAAAUCUGUGCACUGGUAAUGCCAACAAGAGGCUUCUGCCAUGUUUAAAAGUUGUUCCCAGAGAACUGAAGGUCUCUCCGCUGCUUUGUUAGUGUGAAUGAGAGAAAAUGAGCAGCUCAGAUUGUCACAGCCUGUAGCCUUCUCAGCCGUGGGACUGGGGCUGUCAUAUGGAGUUAGAUCAGUGAGACCGUUAAUUUGGAGUGUUUGUUCCAGCACAACAGGGGGACAUGCCCUUUGAACGGGCUUCUGCUCUGGCAGAAAACAACGGGGCACUAGGGUAAAAAGCCUCAAACGAGGACCCUGAAUCAUUUUCUCCCUGUCCACCUGUCCUGACUCACUUGAAAUGUGCCAUUAUUUCCCACUUUGCAUUAUUGAGUAGUUGUUUGAAAAAUACUUUUAAAAGCUUCUAAAAUAUGAAAAAAGACUCAAGUGAUAGUUAAUGAUUUCUGUCCAAUUCUUUUCUGUAUCUUGUUGCGUACUUUGUAGAUUAAAAAAAAAGAAACAGUGGUUAAGAACUUCAUAAAGAGAGGCUUUUGGUGGCUGCAUGUGUGUGUGUGUGUGUGUGUGCGUGCGUGUGUGUGUGAGAAAGACAGUGUUUUAAUUGUACAGAAGAAUGUUUAUGUGUUUUCUUAUUGGACCAGGAGCACACACCAACGCCACUGGUAUUAGAACUAGAGAAGUUAGUUUUUCUUUGGUGGGGUGGUGGGAUUGAUGCUGUUCAAUAAAAAUGUUCUUUUUUGAAAAAAGACAAAAAAAGUUGUUGCUGUAAUUCAACCUUUUUCAGUUAUUUUCUGCUUAUUUUAACUUAUUUUUGUACUGUGAUGGAAAAUAAAAUGCACUGAUUGUUCAAGGCCAUCACUUGUCUUUUUACAACUCCAGCUGUGGACUGAUGUGCACACACUUAUCUGCCCUGGCAAUCAGCAUCUCUUUUUUAAAAAAAAACAUAACUUUACACAGGACGUUUCAGUGAGAAACAUCCGCAGUUACAGAUGUGUUGGCCAUGGACAGUCACUGGAGUUUGACAGUUAACAGGGUUAAUAGCCUUACUCACCUCUCUAUGGUUGUAAUGAGGGAAUGAGACUUUCCAGAUUUUUUCCCUGGACUGGGAAUAAAACUUGGAACCCUCUGGUCACAGCAGUUGUAAUUGGCUAGUAAUUGAUUGGUUAGUGGUUUGAGUGUCAAAAUGUCCUUGAAAAAUAAUGCUGAACCCCAGAUAGACUGCUCCUAUUGCGAGUGUCUGUUUGGAAGAACUGUAGGUCACUUCAGACAAAAAUAAUUCUCCUAAUAAUUAUGUUAUUCAAUUCAAAUAUGGAGUUUACAGUGGCCCAUUAGUUAAACAUGCUAAAUAAAAC
Monopterus albus (swamp eel) is the source of this 4543-nucleotide messenger RNA. It is a transcript of the gene cdk5r1b, whose product is annotated as cyclin dependent kinase 5, regulatory subunit 1b (p35). The record is from RefSeq and is a predicted model, not a curated record. Gene Ontology annotation, cellular component: protein kinase 5 complex; cytoplasm; growth cone. The transcript is spliced from 3 exons. Gene Ontology annotation, biological process: axon guidance; brain development. Gene Ontology annotation, molecular function: cyclin-dependent protein serine/threonine kinase activator activity; protein kinase binding. The coding region runs from base 589 to 1515 and encodes 308 amino acids. NCBI's taxonomy places the organism in Eukaryota, Metazoa, Chordata, Actinopteri, Synbranchiformes, Synbranchidae.